AAUGUAAUUGUAUGUACUUGACAACAGCUAACAUCCUGUUAAAUUCUGAUAACGCACUACAUCAUAACAGAGAGGAAGAGAAGCGUCUAGUCUAGUUUGCGAGUUGAUAUACAACUGUCCAUUAUAUUAAACUCUCUUUCUCGCUGGUCUCCUCACGAAAAUAAAUUUUUCUGUAUUUAGCAAUUAUGAAAUUUUUAUACGUCGUAUCUGUGUUUGCUAUUCUACAAAACAGACUGAUUACUGAAAUAGUCAGUCUUACCCCCCAUCUACAAGAUUAUUUGGAUGAUUUAUAUGAUUUCAUCCCUAAUAUAGAAGGAAAAUGUAGUGAAUUAGUUAGUGUUCAAGAAUCCCGAAAAGUUCCUUACAUAGAAACAUAUAGAGAGAAGACAUGGGGUCUUUUUUAUAAGACUCGGACUCGAUGGAAUUUCAGACUUGAGUUUAACCCAUCAUGGCGCAAACAAUACACGUGUUGUACCGGAUAUGAGCUGACGGAAGAUUUAACAUGUGAACCAAAAUGUCACCAGAAAUGUGGAAACGGCACUUGCGUCAAACCAAAUGUAUGUACGUGUAACCCAGGAUAUGAAGAAACACAUUCCGAUCCUGUCUGUGUUCCUCAAUGCACUCACAUCUGUGUGCAUGGCAAAUGCACUGCGCCUGAAGUUUGUACGUGCGAUUACGGAUACUCAUUGAACAAGGACGGCCAUACUUGUGAACCUGUUUGCAAUUCAGGUUGUGACUCAGGAUCAUACUGCUCCAAACCCAAUCACUGUGCUUGCCUAAAUGGAUACACCGAUUUAUUUAUUCCUACGGAUGAGGGAAUACUUCACAAAUGCCGAGCUAUUUGCAAAAAUCUAUGCAUUCACGGUAAAUGCAUCGCUCCUGAUACCUGUGCUUGCGAUACUGGUUAUGAACUUGAUCCAGAAAAUAUAUUCAUCUGUAAACCCAAGUGCGAACACGGUUGUCUCUACGGCACAUGUGUGAGACCCAACCAAUGCAUUUGCGACCGAGGUUAUUCCUUGGAAAAUCCGUCGAAACCCAAGUGCGAACCAAUUUGCAGUGUACCUUGCGUCAUGGGUACUUGCGUGGCCCCCGAAAGCUGUAGCUGUUUUGAGGGCUACGGCUUAUUUGAAAAUUCAACGUACAAUUGCCAACCGGUCUGUGAAAAAGCUUGCUUCAAUGGAAACUGCACUGCACCUGGCGUAUGCACUUGCAACAAGGGAUUUCGACUGAGCGGUGAUGAAUCAAUGAAACACGUUUGCGAGCCUUAUUGCGAAAUUUCUUGCGAACCAUUUGGCACUUGCACCGCACCGAAUGUUUGCACUUGUUUUGAAGGAUAUCGCCUAGCUAACAAGACCCAAGUCAAGAAAAUCGAUAUGCAAAAUUUUGCUGAUAACUCAGUGUGCGAGCCGAUCUGCGACACAGAAUGCAUCAAUGGAUUUUGUAGCGCUCCUAACAGGUGCAGCUGCAAUAUCGGUUAUCAACCGUCAGACAAGUUCGCCAAUAUCUGCGAGCCUAUCUGUGGCUAUUGCAUAAACGGUGUCUGUAGCGCUCCUGAAAUUUGCACAUGUAACAAAGGCUAUCGCCCUUCGAAUGUAUGCAAAGAUAUGCGUUUUCUCAAGACCAUAGAACCUUGCAGCACGCCAAACCGAUCUACGACGCACUGCGAACCGAUUUGCAAUCCUAGCUGCGAGAAUAGUAUCUGCGUCAAACCCGGCGUAUGCGAUUGCUACUCAGGCUAUAGUAAAUCGACGCAUUCUAUAAACGUGUGCGAUCCUAUCUGUCACCAAGGCUGUAAUGAAAAUGAAAUCUGCAGGGCGCCCCACCUGUGCGAUUGCAAAGAUAAUUAUCGCACGGUCUACGAUAAAAAAGAUGUUUCGUUGCGGAAAUGCGAGCCGAUUUGCACCGUCGACUGCGGAAACGGCACGUGCACGGCACCGAAUGUCUGCUCGUGCUUCGAUGGUUAUCGAAAUGUAGAAACGGGUAGGUGCGAGCCUUUUUGUUCAACCUGCAACAACGGUACAUGCGUCGCACCUGAAGUCUGCGAAUGCGACGAUGGUUUCGUCCUCGAAGAGUCAAAGAAAAUCAAACCCGGAAUAUGGAGUUUAGGUUACAUUCUUGAGAAUGGACCAGGAAACGGAAGCAGAUGCGUGCCGCGCUGCGAGAAUUGCGAUAACGGUGAUUGUGUGGCACCGGACGAGUGUCGAUGUCGUGCUGGUUUCGUCAAAAUCAACGGUACCUGCGAGCAUGCGUGCAAGGAUGAUUGCGGCACUCACGGCGAGUGCAUCGAGGAAGAUGGGAUUUGCGAAUGCAACUACGGAUGGACUGGCCGGAAUUGCGAUCGACCAACCUUGUGCAUCUCGAUCUUAAACGGCGACGAUAAUCGUACUGAGUCAUUCAAUGUUAUAGAAGAACAAAAUAAUACUAUCGAGCAUGUACUUAUAAAUAAUCCAGUAUGCCCCGAGUGUAUUAAUAAGAUAAACAAUGAGACUUUGUGUUUUAAAAUGCAUAUUAAUGACACAGAGAAGGAAACACAAAUUGGUUGUUUAAUGAAUAAAGGAUAUCGCGCUUUGAACGACACAAACGAUAAGGAAACGUGCGUGCCGGUGUGCACGAAUGGUUGCAUCAACGGCACGUGCGUCGAACCUGAAGUAUGUAGCUGCAACGAGGGCUAUUUGAUGGAUUCGGACGGUUUCACUUGUCGUCCGGCCUGCGACGAGGAAUGCGAACGUAACUACGGAUAUUGCUACGAACCGCAUGUCUGCUCGUGCCUUCCCGGUUACAAGAAAAUCGACAACAACUCCUCCUCGUGCGAGCCCGUUUGUGAUCGCGCUUGUAUAAACGGCUACUGUGCUGCGCCUAACGUUUGCAAAUGUAUCGAUAGUUACGAGAUAAAACAGUCAGAUCGCUUUACUUGCACUCCUAAAUGCGAGACCUGCAGGUCCGGCGCGUGCUUGGCAUCAAAUGUGUGUAUCUGCAAAAUGGGUUACGCGCCGAAGCUGAUCAGUUGCGAACCACGCAAAAUGGGCACCUGCAACGCACCAGAGGGUUGCAGUUGUAACGAUGAUUACGAGCUUCGUAAUGGAAGUUCAAAAUAUGUAUGCGAACCAAUCUGCGAGAACUGUAAUAACGGCACGUGCAACGCGCCAGGAGUAUGUGUCUGCGACGAGGGUUUUGUUUAUGAUAAUCAAACUCGAGUUUGCAAACCGCAUUGCACUAUACCUUGUGGACCGAAUGAGAAAUGUACAUCGCCCAAUACAUGCACUUGCUCCCAGGGGUAUCGCUUCAAUACAAAACUAUCGCAAGAAUUAUUAUCUACGACAGGUAGUCAGAUAAAUGGAGAGAACAAGAAACCUCAAUCCCAAUGUGUACCAGUUUGCGAUUUCGAAUGCAUCAAUGGUACAUGCACCGCUCCAAACGUGUGCACCUGUAACGAAGAUUACGAACCAUCGUGGCUGAAGCUACAUAAAAUGUCUUCGCAGUUAGAAUAUAGCCCGACGCGUAUCUGUGUGCCGCGCGGUAAAUCUCGUUGCCAACCUCCGUGCAGGAAUAAUCAGAUAUGCAUCGCAGCUCUCAUUGGUCGAAUAACAAUUUUUAUUUGCGAUUGUAACGACGGUUACACGAGGGAUCCUAACGGUCACUGCGUACCCCAUUGCAUACAAAAAUGUUCCAACGGCACGUGCACAGAGCCAAAUCGUUGCACGUGUAACGCGGGUUUCGCCCUGAAGAACGAGAACUUAUGUGAGCCGAUUUGCGAAAGAGGCUGUCAGAAUGGCGACUGUGUCGGCCCGAAUCAUUGCAUUUGUCGCGACAGUUUUGUACCAAAUACUGGGUCUUUUGGGGCUGAAUGCAUUUCCGUUUGCGAUUCCCUUAAUUGUAGCGAUCACAGCGCGUGUAUACUUGAAGACGACGAGUACAGAUGCAAGUGUCACUAUGGUUGGACGGGAAUGGAUUGCGAUGAACCGACUAUAUGCGUUAUCAAAAUGGAUUUCAAUCACAGCGACGUGAAUAAAAUCACGAUCCGCAAUGAUACAAAUAAUAGCGUAAUCAUAGCCUAUGAAAAUGCGCCGUAUUGUUAUCAUUGUGACAGUUCCCUUAAUAAGGAAUCACUCUGCUAUUUGAUACAUUCUGAUAAAAACGAUACGACUCCAAUCAUCGGCUGCUUAUUUAGUACAGAUUUGCCUUGUUAUUUGGCGUCUCAUUACAACGCCUCAAUUAACGCUGCUAAAAUAAUUUGGAUCUUCGUGACCAUUGUGAUAUCAAUUACGACAAUUCUAAUAGCAUAUUUAGUAUAUCGCAGACGCGAAAAGAAGAAAAUAGACACAGCAGGUAUGCCAACAAACCUCUUUCUGCGAGAAUCUUUCGUCACCGAAUCUUUGUUACCUGACAGCGUGUUCGAAUUUUGAAAGAAACAAUAUGAAGACCAUUGUGAAGAAAUGUAAUAGCCAUGAAUAAAGUAGUCAGUAAUAAAUAUAAUACUUAUA
Nylanderia fulva is the source of this 4481-nucleotide messenger RNA. The record is from RefSeq and is a predicted model, not a curated record. NCBI's taxonomy places the organism in Eukaryota, Metazoa, Arthropoda, Insecta, Hymenoptera, Formicidae.